Molecule: messenger RNA, 2406 nt
Organism: Erinaceus europaeus (western European hedgehog)
Lineage: Eukaryota; Metazoa; Chordata; Mammalia; Eulipotyphla; Erinaceidae
Gene: HJURP
Product: Holliday junction recognition protein
Exons: 9
Coding region: 44-2134 (696 amino acids)
Biological process (GO): CENP-A containing chromatin assembly
Cellular component (GO): chromosome, centromeric region
Molecular function (GO): histone binding
Source: RefSeq, a predicted model, not a curated record
AGCGGUCCAGGAAGUGGCGGGCAGAAGUGCCGAGCCCGCAGCCAUGGAGGGCGACUCGCUGCUGCAGGCGCUCGGGGCCAGCCGCCGCCGCUUCCAGAAGCAGAUGCAGCGGCUCUUCGCGAAGUACGACCAGGCCUUUGAGGAUGCCCCGGUGGUGCAGAUGACCACGCUGACCUACCAGACGCCUCAGGGUUUGAGGAUUUGGGGUGGAAGACUUGUGAAGGAGAUGAACCAAGGACAAAUCCAGGACUUGCCCCGGAAGAUGGUGGACAGGAACGAGGACCCUGUGCAAGCUUCAGCCAGUGGAAGCCCCCCGCCCUGCAUGCUAGAGGGAGCUGAUGUUGACAGCUGUGACAUGGAGGCCACAUUCUCUCAGGAACACCGGGAUGCUGGGACCCUGGAGCCUGUCCUGCUGCUGAGCCCUCUGAAAAAUGAGUUGAGAAGGAAAUACCUGACCCAAGUGGACCUGCUGCUGCGGGAGGACUGCUGUGCAGAGGGAACCAAUGACGGAGAGGAGAAGGACACGCCUGGGGCCCUGGUACACUCCCCAACCUCACCAUCCAGUCCUGCCUGUGGAUGCAACAGGUGCGUGGCAGCCGAGAGCCCAGGUGGCCUGUCGCAGCUGCCCUCGCCUCCCGGGGAGAACCACGUUCCCAGCCCUCAUUCCUCAGACACGGCCUCAGUGCCCAGAAGCGACCGCCCAUCCUUCCCGGGGGCCUGCGGCCACAGCCUCAAGCACGGCCAGUCCCUUGAGGCCGACGACAGCGACAUCUGCAACGUGACCAUCAGCGAGCUGUACGCGGGCAUGCUGCACUCCAUGAGCCGCCUGCUGGGCUCCAAGCCCUCCUGCAUCAUCUCCACCAAGACCUCCAUCCUGCGGCACUGGGGCUCCCGGGGGAGGGCCAAACAUAGGAGCAGGCUGAACAAGACCUUCUGCCGAGUGGGCAGGCCCCCCAGGAGGACCCUCAAGGGGACACCACCCCCUACUUCAGAGCCAGCACAAGAGAGGGGACCCCUGAGAGAUUGCCAGAACCUCCUUCCCGUCACUGGACACGAGACAAACUUCCAGAUGGACACAGCUCUCCUGGAAGCAGGUCCAGCCCAGCUCCAUCGGGUGAGCCCUGUCUGGGGGGAGCUUGAAAAGAACCCCCAAAAGUAUCCACCGCUGGCCCGUAGGGACCCCCGUGCCGGGCGUCACCAUGACCAGGAGAAUCCGUAUGUGACAUUAAAAUCGCUAAUUUCUCCCGUGAAGAUUGUUUCUAAACGGGGCUUCCUGCAGAGUGAGGGGAGAAGCCGUUCUAGGGAAAUUGAGGUACAGUUUAAUCACCUUUACCAGGAUUUCUCUCUCCAUCCCAGGGCUGUCCCCAUGCUCCUCCCAGGCCCUUCGGCUGUGGAGGUCUACAGCGGUGGGUCCCCAAGUUCCCGUGUUCCCCCAGCCUUCGGAAGCCACCAGCUAGGCACACCAAUCAGAAAAACAAGCUCAAAGAGGUUGAGCAAGACCUUUGAAAACCCAGGCAGUGGAAGAUGCAGGGAGGCAGGGGCCCACUUCUCUCCUUCGUCUUCUAAGAUGGAAGCUGUGCAGAGCCUUGGCCUUCGAGUGUCAGGAACCGAUCUUGGAAUGUUCCAGAAAUCUGUCUCCCCCCGCAGGACCCUCUCACUGCCUCUGAACUGGGGGCGGGAGCAUUACGAGGACAUCAAGGCGAGCUUUGACAGGCUGCAUCAGAAGUACUGCCAGAAAUCACCACGGCAGCCGGAGGCGCCAUCCUGCUCGGGGUCUGCCCCAGAGAGAGCGAGUGUAGAGGCCCCGCACCCCAGAGGGGACUGGCUGGGACAAUCAAAGCCUGGCUCUGGCUGCCAGGGCCCCCCAAGACUGUCCUGGCCCCAGUGGCACAUCAAGAGUCCACUGUGCCCCACAGUGGAGGCACCACUGUCUGCUUUGCUGCCUGUGGCCAGGAUCGGCCCUGAUUCCCCGGCAAAAAGACCCCGACUGUCGGACCCCCACGGCUAUGGGCGCUGGGCGGGGUCACACUCCUCACAGACAUCCAGGAGAGCUGGGCCGGUGGUCUUGGAGGAAGCCGGUUCUCUGUCGCCCAACGGGGGAGAAAGGAAGAGGAAAGAAAGGCCUGUUUUUUGAGAUGGAAGAGGAGAGUGAUCUUGACUGGGAGAAACUGAAGGCCGACCGCCCACAGACCGGUCAGCCCACAGCGUUGUCACCCUGCCCCGUGCUCUCUGCUCCUGUGAUCCUUGUUCUGUCCUGUUUUGAACGUCAAGGUGAAUAGGAGAACUCGCUUCACUUCUGUUUUUCAAAGCAGGUGUCAGUGACCUUGCUUCCACUGAAGUGCCCCAAGAGUUCUUAGGAUAGAAUCAUUUGAGUAAAUUUGAAUAAAAGUUAUUAUUUUUUUCAGA